Molecule: messenger RNA, 537 nt
Organism: Liolophura sinensis
Lineage: Eukaryota; Metazoa; Mollusca; Polyplacophora; Chitonida; Chitonidae
Product: caveolin-3-like
Exons: 2
Coding region: 1-537 (178 amino acids)
Biological process (GO): caveola assembly
Cellular component (GO): caveola
Molecular function (GO): molecular adaptor activity
Source: RefSeq, a predicted model, not a curated record
AUGGAUCCAGAAACAUCGGCCCAUGCCGCUAAAACACCCACUGCACAUGCAUCCAUGCCUGUUACCCCCGAGGGGAGGAAGGGCGACAACCCUGCAGGACAUCAGCUUAACCUGGACCCGGUUAUCCAUCCUAUUGCCGGCGUUCUGAGUCGAGAUUUGAAGCAUAUCAAUGAUGAUGUCAAGGUCUCCUUUUUAGAUGUUUUCGCCGAGCCGGAUGAUAUUCAUAGUUUUGAUGCAAUCUGGACCACCAGCGAGUCCGUGUUCACGAUGUCCAGAUUGUGGUGUUAUCGUAUACUGAGUGCCAUAUGUGCGAUACCCUGUGCUAUUUUCUGGGGGAUCAACUUCUCCUGUUUGGCCUUCUGUACCAUCUGGGACGCCACGCCCCUGAUUAGGAGCUAUAGAGUAAUUCUGAGGCCAUGUGCUGCCCUUUGGAAGUUGUGUCUUCUGAGUUUCUGUGACCCUUGCUACGAGUCGUGUGGAAAAUUAUUCAGUAACGUAACUGUCUCCGUAUUGAACAAGACAAAAUCACCCAAAUAG